Molecule: messenger RNA, 7262 nt
Organism: Chara braunii
Lineage: Eukaryota; Viridiplantae; Streptophyta; Charophyceae; Charales; Characeae
Source: the annotation of a GenBank genome assembly
UGCCGCUGCUCACUCAGCCACCAUGACUGACUCUGUCCCGAGCUUCCUUGAUGCGGCACUACCCCCACUGGGGUCUUCCUGAUGCAGCGCCUAGCAAGGAGAUGAAGAUGGUGUCUACCAUAGGCAGAAUCCAUGAGUUCUUGAAGCGUGAAAAUGAAACAGGGAACAUUACUCGCCAAGAGGCGGUUAGCAUGGUUCCUCCGCUGUUUCUUGACGUGCAUCCUCACCAUUACGUUCUUGACAUGUGCGCGGCCCCCGGUUCAAAGACCUUCCAACUUCUCGAGAUGCUUCAUCAGGGCGAUCCAACCAAAGUUCCCAGUGGCUUGACUACAUCAGUACGUCAGCAGGCCAUGUCAGCAGGCUACGUCAGCAGACCACGUCAGCAGGACACGUCAGCAGUGCCACAUCAGCAGCAAGGGAUACCACAUCAACAGGCCCCCGCCCGGUCUAUGCUGUUGCGAUCUCAAACAGCAGUCAUGGACCAGAGGCCCAGGGAAGCAGACGAGGCCUAUCAGGCCCRCAUGCUGGCCUGGAGUACCGAGACAAAGAAACGGGCAGAUGACGCUGCAGCAGCAGCGAAGAAGAAGGCCGAGGAUGCCGAGCAGGCACGUCUGCUGGCACUUGAACAACAGCGCCAGCAUGACGAGGCAGCAGCAAGGGCUGCCGAUGAAGAAAGGAACCAGCGUCGAGAGAAGAUAUUUAUCGGAGAGCGGGCGUUACUGACAAUGGCAGCGAAAUGGCGAACCGAAGCGGAGGAUGGCAAGUUGGAGGAUAGCGCAAACAAGAUCGCGCUCCUCCUCUCGCACCUCACAGAUCUCCUCGCAACCUGCAUUACACAGCAGGCGGAUAUCCUCGGUCUCGACACCUCGCUAGCUCACGUCCAAGACCGCCUUCAGCGGUUGGAGCGGCGACCAGUCGCCGCCGGUGACGCAAGCUCUUCCAACACUGCCGACCGCCUCAAUGCAUUGGAGAUGGACGUCGACUCACUCAAGGAUGGUGUGCAAUCACAGCAGACCGCGACGCAACAGUUGCAACAGCGGAUCUGCACUACUGCCACCACCUCGAGUUCAGAACCGCGCGAGACAACUCCAAAGUUCGACGGGCAGGAGAUCUUCUGCGACUCAAUGAAGACAGAUCCGAUUCCAUGGUUUCGCAAGUUCGAGCUCACGCUGCAGCUCCACAACGUCAAGGAACUCAAGCACCACGCAUACUUGUACUCUCGCUCAGGGGGCGUGUGUCAGGCUUGGUUGGACAACCUGUUGUCCAAGUACGGAGUGGUAGCCAACGACUUGCACACCAAGAUCAGUUGGGAUGAUCUGAAGGCGGCGUGGCACAAGCGGUUCCAGGUGGAGCCGCCGGAGAUCAAAGCCAUGGACAAGCUCAUGGUCUUCAAGCAAGGCACGCUGCUGAGGUUGCCCAUUGAAAGGCAAGGGCAGACAGGGAAACUGAGCACCGCCGAGAGUGACUCGACGACACUCUCGACGCCUUCGGAACCGGUUUCUUCGCGAGUAACCGGCCUUCAUUCCGAGGCGCACGCGGAAGUCGAUAGUCCCCCUCUUCUACUUUCUUUUGAGGACUAUGCUGCUCGGCUCGUUCCUACGCUGGGUACUCAAGCUCAAGGACAAGGAGUGUGUGCGGUUUCUUCUCCGUCCGACAACGGCGACAUAUCGUCUUCAAGUGGUUCUUCACGGGAUUCGGCACGCGAGUUCAACAUAGAGGCAUUGAACCCGCUCACGUCUGAGGACUUUGCAUGGCUUCCUCUCCCGACCACAGGCCGCUUGUCGGGACCCCAAUGCGCAGCACUUAGCGCUAAUCUUCACACUUACUUAUCCUUCUAUGCACCACCAACUUCGCCGACAGAUGACAAAGUCGCGGUGGGGGACAUCCUGGCAUAUACUACCAAGGUGGCCCGCGAGUUUCGCACGCAGCGGUACGAUGACAACAACGCACCGCUCAUGUAUGUUCGCAUUCAGGUUGGGCAAGCGUCCUGCAGCGCUUUGCUGGAUAGCGGUGCGUCUCACAACUUCAUGAGCCAGUCCUUUAUGCAAAAGGCUGGCCUUGGCACACAAGUUCGGAGGAAGGCAAACCUGACGGCGAUCAAGUUGGCGGAUGGAAAGACGCAACUUCUCGACCGUUACAUCGAGGCCGUACCGGUCUACUUCGCACCUCAUGCAUGCGAACCGGUAACAUUGGAUAUUCUCGAUACGGACUUCGACAUCAUUCUGGGAAUGCCUUGGCUUGCAAGUGCGGAUCACACGAUCAACUUCCACCGGCGGACUCUUAGCAUUCGCGACGCCUUCGGCGCGGAAGUGGCGUGUACUAUUCCUCUACCGCACCCUUCUAUCCGGUGCCAAGUGGUGACGGCCAAAUCAUUCCGGGCGACUUGCGCUUACGAGCACCCCGAGGAGAUUGGCCUAUGUUUUCUACGGACCAUCGCGGUAACCGACUCUUCACCCACGGACUUGUCUUCGGACCCCCGUGUGGUACGGUUGCUGGACGGGUUCGCCGAUAUCUUCGAGUCACCUAACGGUGUGGUGCCGGAUCGGCCGAUCUCUCACGAGAUCAUUCUUGAGGCCGGUGCCGCGCCGCCGAGAGGUUGCAUCUAUCGGAUGAGCGAGGAGGAACUUGAGGUCCUCCGCGUACAACUCGACGAUUUGUUGGCCAAGGGUUGGAUCCGCCCUAGCAGCUCCCCAUAUGGAGCACCAGUUCUCUUCGUCAGGAAAAAGAACAAGGAUCUACGAUUGUGUAUCGACUACCGCAAGCUCAACGCGCAAACCGUCAAGAAUGCGGGGCCUCUUCCUCGCAUCGACGAUCUUCUUGAGCGAUUGGGCGGCGCAAAAUAUUUUUCCAAGUUGGAUUUGAAAUCAGGAUAUCAUCAAAUCUCGAUCCAGCCAAACGACAGGCACAAGACCGCGUUCAAGACGCGGUACGGGCAUUUCGAGUGGGUGGUCAUGCCUUUUGGCCUCACCAACGCCCCGGCGACCUUUCAGGCAGCAAUGACCAAUGAAUUCCGUGCAAUGUUGGACCGGUUCGUGCUGGUCUACUUGGACGAUAUUCUCGUCUAUAGCCGGUCAUUGGAGGAUCAUCUUGGGCAUCUUCGACGAGUGUUGGAGACGCUCCGCCGCGCCAAGUACAAGGCCAACCGCGACAAGUGUGAAUUGGUCCGGCAGGAGCUGGAAUACUUGGGCCAUUUCGUCACACCGGAGGGCAUCAGUCUUAUCGGACAAGAUUCAGGCCGUCCAAGAGUGGCCGGAGCCUCGGAACGCUACUCGAAGAUCGCGGCCCACUUGAACAAGCUUCAAUGCGAGAAUCGGCCGUUUGACUUCGGAGAGGAGGCGCGGGGAUCAUUCUUCACUCUCAAAGCCGCGCUAUUGUCUGCGGAGGUCUUGCGGAUAUACGACCCGCUCUUGCCUACGCGCGUCACUACGGAUGCGUCAGGCUAUGGCAUUGGUGCAGUCCUCGAGCAACAUGACGGUGUGGACUGGCACCCGGUCGAAUACUUCAGCAAGGAAGUGCCCAUCGUGCAUUCCAUUGAUGAUGCACGCAAGAAGGAGCUCCUCGCCUUCGUCCACGCGCUCAUGCGGUGGCGGCACUUCCUCCUUGGUCGAAGCCAAUUUCGCUGGGUAACGAACAACAAUCCGUUGGUCUUUUACAAGACCCAAGACACUGUCAACAGCACCAUCGCUCGAUGGAUGGCUUUCAUCGACCAGUUCGACUUCUUUCCCGAUCACAUUCCCGGGAAGUCGAACCGUUUUGCGGAUGCUCUUUCACGGCGUCCGUAUCAUUGUACCGCGGUCUACUCAACCUUCGAGAUCGACGACGACCUGCGGAACAGUUUCAUCCGCGGCUACCAAGCCGACCCCGAGUUUCGCGACAAGAGUGUGGGAUUAGGAAACGGGAUUCACCGAGUCCAGGUGCAGAUUGCUAUGAGAGGUGUGCAACUCUUGAAGGUUGGGGGUAGGAUGGUUUACUCUACGUGCUCGUUGAACCCUGUGGAAGACGAGGCUGUCGUUGCGGAGGUGCUGAGGCGGAGUAGAGGUUGUGUGGAUCUUGUUGACACAUCGGGCUGCCUCCCUGAGCUGAAGCGACGACCUGGUCUUAGGACAUGGAAGGUUCGAGAUAAGAGGAAAUGGUACAGCUCCUACUCGCAGGUGGACAAGCACCGCGCGGGGACCAUCUUGCCGAGCAUGUUUCCUUCUGGCGCGAUUCCGGAUUCCCCCUCCCCCGAUGUGGACGGAGGGGAGGCGACAAGGACAAAUGAUGAUAUUCAUGCGCAAGAGCCGACAAGAAGAAAUGACGCAAGCGGGGAGAAUGGCUCUGCUGCAGAUGCAGCUGAGGAUGUUGGCCCUCAAAAAGAUGAAAAGAUGGACACCGGCAUCGCCUCCACUGUGCGGUCCGUGCCUGCAAAAGAAAAUGAGAACAUGGAAGACCCGCAGGAAGCGCAGGCGGAGACGAUGCAAAAGGAAGUUGAGGCGCAACAGGAGGCGGCGGAGUAUUCCGAUUUUCCCCUGGAGCGCUGCAUGAGAAUUUUGCCGCACGAUCAAGACACUGGUGGCUUCUUCAUUGCAGUGUUUGAGAAAAAAUGCGCAUUCAAAGGUCCUCCUCAGUUAUCAGGAAGGGAAGUUCGGCGAAUCGAGAGAUCAGGAGAAGGAAGGCAGUCCAGAGUGGAGGGCAUGCCAGCACUAGAGAACGGUCGUGAAGGAGACGAUGAAGCAAGUGCUGAAAAGGGAGGUGCUCUUGUAGUCGAAGACGAACCUGAUGCAAUGGGAGGAGUGGCCAGGGAAGGCUCCCAAGAGGAGGUGGAAGGCUUCUCCGAUCAGGACGGUGAAGAACGAGACGACAACGUAGAUGCGAGCAAUGCGGAAGUCGAUGACGGCAAUGACAACGAGCAAGGGUCGGCCUUAGAGAAGGGUGGAGGCGGCACAGCAAGCGUCAACACAGAGAAAGAAGAAGGCUCGUCGCAAGUGCACAUCCAGGGUAGAUGGAAGGGAGUGGACCCUGUACUGGUUCUUGACGACGAGGAUAUACUAACCAACCUUAAGGAGUUUUAUGGUAUCAAGGCGAGCUUUCCGCUGCGUGGGCAGCUCAUCACCCGCAGCGACGACUUUGAAAGAUGCAAGCGGUUGUACUUUGUCUCCAAGUCUGGACUUGGCGCUAUCUGUCUCAACCUGAAGCUUGGCGGACCAUUGAAGAUCACGUCCACGGGUCUAAAGAUAUUCGAAAGGCAGAAUCUUAAGGACAAGCAAGGAGUGUACUGUCUGUUCCGGCUUGUGUCGGAGGGAUUGCCAGUGCUGCUGGCACAUAUGACGCGUCAGAUCGUGCGCGUGUCAGCGGCCGACUUUCUGCAGCUUAUGACAAGGUACGAUAUGCCGAUCAACGAGUUUGAGGACGCUGAUGUCACGAGAACAGUAUCCACUUUCCGUGCGGGCUCUUGUGUCUUCGUGAUGAAAGAGGAAGGGGCGGGGGAUGACGACACAGCAGUUGAUGGCACCACCAUUGCCGUCGUUUGCUGGAAAGGCAAAGAUCUGGUUAGUGUCUUCGUUUCAAAAGCGGAGGGGAACGCCAUCCUUGAAAGAGUGAGGGGGUUGUCUCCAAAUUUGUCGUCGGCAUUCAAGGGUAUAUCUGUAAGCACGUCCGCACAAUUCGAUGAUGUUCAGAAGGAGAAGGCAGUGGAUGGUGAACGCACGACGCAUGCAGUUCAGGAAGAACAGCAAGAAACAAACUCAUAGAUAUGGAGGGCGAAGAAAGACACGGAUAUCGGAUACAACAUAGAAAUGGGAGUGUGUGAGAGAGACAACAGCCCCUGCCUGUUGGUCUGCGGUUAUGUGAAGCACGAAAGUCGCACGACAAACGUUGCAAGAAUAUUCAUGGAGGAACGUAAAUCAUAAAAUUUGGACGGAGGGAGCCGACGACACCCACAAGGUAGGGGACUAGUGGUGGUUUGGUAGGCGAUUGAGUCGACGGACAUCAGAUACAUCAUAGAAAUGGGAGUGUGGGAAAGAGACAACCGCCUCUGCCUGUUGGUCCGUGGUUAUGUGAAGCACAAAAGUCGGACGACGAACUUCGCAACAAUUUAUGGAGAAAUUUGGAUGGAGAGAGCUUGCGACACCCACAAGGUAGGGGACUAGUGAUGCUUUGAUAGGUGAUCGAGUAGAACAGAAAGUUUUGAUCAUGAUUGGCUCAGCACAAGUGGCGCUUCUCGAUUCGAUGUUUUGAUCGUGAUCGGCGCAGCACAAGUGGCGCCCCUCGAUUCGAUUAAAUAUUCAACCUCCAAAGGAGGGUACUCACCUUUUAGUUAAAUAUCGAGGCUUCAGCGAUUUCGAAAGCUUACCGAAAUCUGCGACCCAGCUCUGCUACCUCCACUUCUGCUCUGUGAUCUGUUAUAAUUAUUGCCAAAGCCUCAAAAGGAGGAUUGCAUGUGGGAUUACGAGGGGGGGUAAAAGGCACUUAUUUGCUAUCCUGCCCUUUCCUCCGCAACACGAACAGAAUGUGUCACGUGCUGCCGCUUGACAUCGCAUGUCAGACAUCUCUCUCUCCAAUGGACAUAUGAUUUUGCAAUGGUCCAACCCCUUGAGACUUUCCCACCCCUCCCUCAUGUGCAUAAUGCAUGUUGCUAUACUGCUCACACUUUUCUCACACCUAAGAUUAGAAGGUUGGGGUACCUCUUAACAGGUUCCCUCCAUUCUCUGAGUGAGUUAAGCAUCAUACAAUCUCCCUCCUCCUCACAAUCCCUUCUUCCGUGUAUGUGUCGACAUUCUGAAACACCUUUGAUACACUGGUUCCUACACUCUGAGUGAGUUAGCACUCUGAUUGUUCCUACACUCUGAGUGAGUUAGCACUCUGCUUUGGACCACCGUGGAUGUGAAGAACAAUCUGACGGCACAUCGUAGCAUUCACCGUGGGACGGAACCAUAGUGGAGCACCCACAUGAUGAAACACCCCUCAACACGCCCUCCCCCGAGCCUCACCUCACUCUUAAGCUGUUUUCAGACGGUCACAACGUUUUGCACAUGGUGCCCUUUCCUUUGUUAGUAUAAUAGGUAAUCUCAUGUGCUCAGAUGCCUCGGCUUUUGUGAACUAAUGUAUCUGGUACACACACACACACACACACACACACACACACACACACACACACACACACACACAGAGAGAGAGAGAGAGAGAGAGAGGUGAAGUGAUGUAUGUGGACUGUGAAAUUGUGUGCAGACCCAAGGUCGAAUCCAGAUGCAAUCAAAUGACAAGAAUAAAAUCAUUCUAAAUUA